Messenger RNA from Adineta ricciae, 987 nucleotides. The record is from the annotation of a GenBank genome assembly. NCBI's taxonomy places the organism in Eukaryota, Metazoa, Rotifera, Eurotatoria, Adinetida, Adinetidae.
AUGUCUUCGUUAGCAGGUACGUUACCACUCAUCCAAAAGAAUAUCCUUUUUGGUUUAUCAUGGCUGUACGUUUCCUUUGGUGUAACUGGGUGUAUUUUGAAUAUAUUCCUUUUUUCUCGAAAGCAAUUUCGAACAACGUCGUGCUGCAAAUAUUUCUUAGCAUCAUCGGUCGGAAUGUUAUGUAAUCUGUUGAUUUACUCCAUUCCAACUAUUUAUGGUUAUUACUAUACUAAUCCACUCACAUAUAACGUUCCGUUUUGCAAAUUUCGUUCUUAUUUCAAUCAUAUCACUUCGGUUAUCUUUCGCUUGAUAUUGAGUGCAGCGUCUUUCGACCGUUUUGCAUUAUCAUCAUCGAACGUCCGUUUAAGAAACUUGGCCAAUGUCAAAUUUGUAUAUCGGAUCAUCGCUUCGAUCGUUAUUCUUGCUUUCCUGGUACAUAUCUACAUGUUGAUCGUUUAUAACAUCAAAUCUAACAGUUGUUAUAAUUCUCUCGAUGCAGUUGGGAUAACUUUAGUGAGUAUUUUUGCUUUAACCAACAAUUCGUUUUUACCGACAACAUUAAUGGUCAUUUUUACAAUAUUUAUUCGAAAAAAUCUUGCAACAAGACGAGAACGUCGUCAAAGAGGUUCUGUGCAAGUAGCGAGAGUCAAUCAAAACAAAGAAAUUCAAUUCAAGCGUGAUCAACAAGUUCUCAGAAUGCUAUUCGUGCAGGUCAUCGCAUUUUUUGUCAUCACAUCACCAUAUAUGGUCUAUAGUAUCAAUAACAUUAUCUCUCCUUACAUUCAAAAUAAAAGUUCUGAUCGUGUGGCAAUAGAAAACUUUGUCACAGGUAUCUCUGGCGGAUUAUCUUAUGUAUUUCCUGCGGUAUCAUUUUAUCUUUAUACAUUAACAUCAAGCUUAUUUCGAAAUGAAUUGUAUCUGAUGCUAAGAUCUUCGUUUUGCUUUUGUUGUCGAAACCAACAUCAACACAUCCAACAAAUUAAUUAA